AAGCAUCAUCAUUUAUUAUAAAUAAUCCUAUUCAGUUAAAUUUUACAUAUCAUAACUAUGAUGAACUAAAAAAUUAUUUAAUGGAAAUAAAUGCUAAGUAUCCAGAUAAAACUUAUUUAUAUUCUAUAGGAACCACCAAAGAAAAUAGAGCUAUUUUGGUUUUAGCCAUAUCAUUGAUUAAACCAAGUCGUUUGGAAUUUCAAAAAUAUAAGAAUGUAAAAUUAAUAGGGAAUAUUCAUGGUGAUGAGGCUGUGGGAAGAGAACUUCUUCUUCAUUUUAUAGAAUAUAUAUUAACUCCAUCUAAUGAAGAUGGUUAUAAAAUAUUAAAUUCAUUCAUGAAAGAAACAAUAAUACAUAUUUUACCAUCUUUAAAUCCUGAUGGAUUUGAACAUGCUCUACAAGUUGAAAAUCACCAAUGGAGAGGUAACAGUGAUCCUAAUGUUGAUUUAAAUCGCAAUUUUCCCGAUUACUUUAUGGAAAAUGACGUACCUCGCGAGCUGGAGACCGUAGCGGUUAUGAAUUGGUUGCGGGAAAUAAAUUUUGUCUUUUCAAUUUCGUUCCACGGGGGAGCGCUGGUCGUUAGUUAUCCUUACGAUAAUAAGAACCCCAUUUCUCAAAGCAACCCUUCUAACGAAAACCUGUCCGAUGAUGACGACGUAUUCAAGCAUUUAUCCAAAUCUUAUGUGGGAGUACUUCAGCAAGAUGCUAUUAUAGGCCAAUGUUCCAGGGAGGAGUAUAUAGAGCCAGGAAUUACUAACGGGGCUAAAUGGUAUCCCAUCACCGGUGGAAUGCAAGAUUAUAAUUACUUUAACGGUGUAUUCGAGCUUACCAUCGAGCUUUCCUGCCCAAAAUUUCCUGAACCCACUGCGCUUUUGACUUAUUGGAACAGCCACAAAGACUCGAUUAUACGAAUAUUGGAUGAGACAAGGAGAGGUAUCAGGGGACGAGUUCUGACGAUAAAUAAACUUCCGGUACCCUACGCAGAAAUAUAUGUCAAAAACAGAAUUCACAAUGUGUUUACCAACAAUGAGGGCUAUUUUUGGAGGCUUUUAUUGCCGGGUAGUUACGUAAUCAAGGUCAAUAUUCCGAAUGUAACUACUCAAUUUUUCCCUGUGCAAGUUCCACUGAAUACUGGUUACGUAGAUGUUGAGUUGGUGCUAAAUAUUUAGAUGCAAUUUUUUUUAAAUGAUUAUUGUUAUAAUAAUACGAGUGCCGCUAAUAAAUAAUCCGUUAAUAAUUUUUUUAAAUUAUGUUUUAUUUUUAGUCAGUCUUAAACG
This is a messenger RNA of Gordionus sp. m RMFG-2023, 1277 nucleotides long. RefSeq names its product carboxypeptidase M-like. Lineage: Eukaryota; Metazoa; Nematomorpha; Gordioida; Chordodea; Parachordodidae. Gene Ontology annotation, molecular function: zinc ion binding; metallocarboxypeptidase activity. Gene Ontology annotation, biological process: peptide metabolic process; protein processing. The transcript has 8 exons. The record is from RefSeq and is a predicted model, not a curated record. Bases 81 to 1169 code for a protein of 362 amino acids.